GUCUCCUGUGGCAGCUGCGUCCCAGCGACGUGGAAGUGGAGCUGCUGGCCCACACGAGGGACGUGGUCAGCCGGGAGCUGCCGGCCGAGACGGGGCUGCACACGGGCUGGGUGGAGAACGGGGGGCUCUUCAUCGCCUCCAACAGGCAGCGCCUCGACGAGUACAAGAGGCUCAUGUCGCUGGGGAAGGUGUAUGGUGUGGAGUCCUACGUCCUGACCCCAGCACAGACCAAAGACCUGUACCCACUGAUGAACAUCGACGACCUGUACGGCACGUUGUACGUCCCCAAGGAUGGCACCAUGGAUCCAGCUGGGACCUGCUCCACUCUUGCCAGAGCAGCAACUGCCAGGGGCGCUACGAUCAUUGAGAACUGCCCAGUCACUGGUAUCCAAGUCCGAGCUGAUGAUUUUGGGGUGAAGAGGGUGUACGCUGUGGAGACAGCCCACGGGACCAUCCGGACUCCCUGCGUGGUGAACUGUGCAGGCGUGUGGGCACGAGCCCUGGGCCGGCUGGCGGGGGUGCAGGUGCCACUGGUGGGCAUGCACCACGCCUACGUGGUGACCGAGCGCAUCGAGGGCAUCCAGAACAUGCCCAACGUGCGGGACCACGACGCCUCGGUGUAUCUCCGUCUGCAAGGCGAUGCCCUCUCCGUGGGGGGAUAUGAGUCAAACCCCAUCUUCUGGGAGGAGGUAUCUGAGAAAUUUGCUUUUGGCCUCUUUGAUCUGAACUGGGAUGUUUUCAUGCAACACAUCGAAGGUGCCAUCAACAGAGUACCAGUGCUGGAGAAAACGGGCAUUAAAUCCACGGUCUGUGGGCCAGAAUCCUUCACAGCUGACCACAAGCCACUCAUGGGGGAAGCCCCAGAGGUCCGAGGCUUCUUCCUGGGCUGUGGCUUCAACAGUGCUGGGAUGAUGCUGGGGGGUGGCUGUGGGAAGGAGCUGGCUCACUGGAUCAUCCACGGGAGGCCAGAGAAGGACAUGUAUGGCUACGACAUCAGGAGGUUCCACCACUCCCUCACGGACAACAACCGCUGGAUCCGGGAGAGGAGCCACGAGUCCUAUGCCAAGAACUACUCCGUGGUCUUCCCCCACGACGAGCCCCUGGCCGGGCGCAACGUGCGCAAGGACCCUCUGCACGAGGAGCUGCUGCGACAGGGCUGUGUUUUCCAGGAGAGGCAUGGCUGGGAGAGGCCUGGCUGGUUCAGCCCGGGGGGAGCAGCCCCG
Molecule: messenger RNA, 1223 nt
Organism: Merops nubicus (carmine bee-eater)
Lineage: Eukaryota; Metazoa; Chordata; Aves; Coraciiformes; Meropidae
Product: sarcosine dehydrogenase, mitochondrial-like
Exons: 10
Cellular component (GO): cytoplasm; mitochondrion; mitochondrial matrix
Molecular function (GO): sarcosine dehydrogenase activity; protein binding
Source: RefSeq, a predicted model, not a curated record